AUGAAUGCUCAGAACAUCGUUUCGGCUUUGAGUGAUUUAAUUGCAAAUAAUUUAACCGUUACUCAACAGUCUCCGAUUACAUCACAGGAGCGACAAAUGGCCGAACAUCUAGCUGACACUGUUAAAUUAAUGGCCAAGAAUGAAGAGGAGAAAGAAUCCAUGCUGGAUGAGAAAGAAAUUGAAGAAAUGGAUGAAGAUUGGAAGGACAAAGAAUUAGCUUUAGAAAAAUAUAAUUUAAGAAGCUUUUCAGAAGAGUUUAUGCGUCAAGUUAUCGGUUUUGUUGAUCAUGCAGAUCCGGGAAAUAAACAUGAGAGAUCGUGGAAAGCCAUUCAUCACCGAUUUCGAACAAUCCCAGACAGAAGUUAUAGUCCACAUUUUCGAAAAUAUUUGGAACAUCAUGGAACAAAGCGACAGAAGACUCAAGAUCUGGACAGUUUAGUUUACAAAAAGUUAGUUGAUGCAAGACAAAAGAAGCUCGUUGUUCAUGAUUUGGAUAUCCAGCGAUGGGGUUUAAAGAUAGCUAAAGAAAUAACCCAUGUGGGAAAAAUCGCUUAA
Messenger RNA from Didymodactylos carnosus, 555 nucleotides. The record is from the annotation of a GenBank genome assembly. Lineage: Eukaryota; Metazoa; Rotifera; Eurotatoria; Philodinida; Philodinidae.